Trichosporon asahii var. asahii CBS 2479 is the source of this 1788-nucleotide messenger RNA. RefSeq lists its product as uncharacterized. Gene Ontology annotation, biological process: amino acid transmembrane transport. The coding region runs from base 1 to 1788 and encodes 595 amino acids. Lineage: Eukaryota; Fungi; Basidiomycota; Tremellomycetes; Trichosporonales; Trichosporonaceae. Gene Ontology annotation, molecular function: amino acid transmembrane transporter activity. The transcript is spliced from 3 exons. Gene Ontology annotation, cellular component: vacuolar membrane. The record is from RefSeq and is a predicted model, not a curated record.
AUGGCUGCACCACCCGUAGUACCCGGCGCGCUCAUGGGCACGGACGGGAUUGACCCACGCCUGCACCUCACAAACACUCAGGAGGAGCGGGUGCUCUCGCACGAGGACAACUUCGACCUAUACCUGUACUGGGCGAAGCGGGAGCGUGACCGCGAGGACCGCGACCCCCGUCCCGUGCCGGAUGCACCGUGGAUCGUGCUAUGGAAGAGGAUGACCGGGCAAGGACACCGCGUCGUGCGUCCUCCGAGCGGCACGCCCGAUGCUGUGGCCGUGCACGAUGACAACAGUUCGGGCUCGGGGUCCCCCGGAGACGAGAAGACGCUGGAGAAGAGCCAAGCGGUGACUGCCCAAGUCGGUCGGCCCAUAGCCGACGAGGGCAGCGACUGGAGCGAGUGGGAGCGCCACACGGCAUAUCACCUGCUCCGGACUGCGUCGUGGCAGGCCAUCUUCUAUAUGAUCACGAGCGACAUUCUCGGCUUCCAGCAGGCGCCCUAUUCGUUCUACACCCUGGGCAUUGCCCCAGGAUGCCUCGUGUUCACUUUCUUGUUCCUCCUUGCCUUUGCGGGCGGGCAGAUGCUCUGGCGCAUGUACAUGCGCCUUGACAGUGAGCAGUAUCCCGUCACCUGCUACUCGGAUCUGGCGGAGCGCACUUACGGCCGCAUGGCUAAUGUGGCUGACGCAAGGCUGCUGUUCAACGUCGGCAUCCUGAUCACGGGCCAGAGCACGCAGCUCGCGACCAUCAUCGAGUACAAGUUCUGCUUCAUCGCGAUCGCGAUCUUCUGGAUGCUGGCGGGUAUGAUUGUGGGCCAGAUCCGGUCUCUGCGCAACUUUGGCUGGUUCACAAACCUGGGCAUCUGGCUGAACCUCCUGACCAUGGUCCUGGUCAUGGUCGGCAUUGGCGUGUUCGACCCCGUGCCCUCGCAGUCGCAGCACAAGGACCUGAGCGAGCCAAAGUCUGUCUCGGCCUGGGUGCCCUCGUACACGAAGGGCUGGUACAUGCAGCAGGUGGGUGUACAGAACAUCGUGUACUCGUACGGCGGCGCCAUGAUCUUUGUCGAGUUCAUGGCCGAGAUGCGCCGCCCGCGCGACUUUUGGAAGGCCGCGUUCCUCUCCCAGCUCUUCUGCUACCUCAUGUACAUGUUCUUCGGACUGUACAACUACGCCAUGCAGGGCGUGUACACGUCCCAGUACCCUUCGCUCGACUUCCAGAACCGCGCCCUCCAGCUCGUCACCAACAUCAUCGGCCUCGUCACGGGCGGUAUCGCGAUGUGCCUUUACGCCCAUGUCGGACAGAAGACGAUCUACCAGAACGUCUUCCGCGCGUACCUUCGCGCGCCCUCGCUCGUGUCCCGCCGCGGCAAGAUCAUCUGGCCCUUCCUCGUCAUCGGGUACUGGCUCAUCUCGUGGGUCAUUGGCGUUGCGAUCCCCAGCAUCGCAACGCUCGGCACUCUCGUCGGUGCCGCUGCCAUCCUCCAGUUCACGUACACGUUCCCGCCGAUGCUCAUCCUCGGCCACUGGAUGCAGUCGGACGCACUCGAGGGUGAACAGCCCUGGGAGCCAGGCAUGGCACCCGGCGCAAAUCGUACUGAUACUUGGAAGCAGGCCAGCCGCUGGAAGCGCGGGUUCAGGAAGUACUGGUACGUCAAGAUCGCCCUAUUCCUUUACUUCCUGGCUGCGCUCGCCAAUGCGGCCCUCGGCAUCUAUUCCGGUGCAAUGCAGGCGAAGGACGGCUUCUCUGGCCACGUCAUCAUUUCCUUCUCCUGCAAAACUCCAAACGAGGGGUCGUAG